Trametes versicolor FP-101664 SS1 is the source of this 696-nucleotide messenger RNA. RefSeq names its product carbonic anhydrase. Gene Ontology annotation, molecular function: zinc ion binding; carbonate dehydratase activity. The coding region runs from base 1 to 648 and encodes 215 amino acids. The transcript has 3 exons. Gene Ontology annotation, biological process: cellular response to carbon dioxide; cellular response to oxidative stress. The record is from RefSeq and is a predicted model, not a curated record. NCBI's taxonomy places the organism in Eukaryota, Fungi, Basidiomycota, Agaricomycetes, Polyporales, Polyporaceae.
AUGCCUCAGGACUACGUUCUCGCUCGUCUCUUGGCCAACAAUGUCCAGUGGGCCGAAGAGGUUGAGAGGGACAACCCCGGGUUCUUCAAGCGGUCCGCGGAUGAGCGGCAGCAACCUAAGGUUCUUUAUAUCGGCUGCUCCGACUCGCGCGUGCCCGAGUCCGUCGUGACCAUGUCCAUGCCAGGCGACAUCUUCGUCCACCGCAACAUCGCAAACCAAUUCCGCCUCGACGAUGACAGCGCGCUCGCUGUGCUUACCUUCGCGGUCGCUAACCUGGGGGUCUCGCAUAUCAUCGUCGCCGGCCACACCGGCUGCGGCGGCGUCCAGGCGGCGCUCGACACCGCGCACCCGCCCGACUGCUUCGAGCCCCCGUCCGACCCGCUCCCGCACUGGCUCGCGCCGCUGACGCAGAUCGCGCGCGAGUACCCGGGCGACCUCCCGGCGCUCACGGAGGCAAACGUACGCGCGCAGGUCGAGAACAUUGCGAGGACGGACGUGGUGAAGGCCGCGUGGGCGGCGGUUAAUGCAAAUCCGGACGAGAACGUCGACCUCCAGGUGCAUGGGUGGAUGUACGAGCUCGAGACGGGUUUGAUGCGUGACUUGGGCAUCUCGAGGGGCAAGGCGGAUGCUGAAUGUGAACCGGCUUGAGCCUCCAUGGGUUGAGAUGUACUUGUAUUGCGUUGCUCUUGGCUGGUG